This is a messenger RNA of Sus scrofa (pig), 2143 nucleotides long. RefSeq names its product G protein subunit alpha transducin 3 (gene GNAT3). The record is from RefSeq and is a predicted model, not a curated record. Lineage: Eukaryota; Metazoa; Chordata; Mammalia; Artiodactyla; Suidae. Gene Ontology annotation, cellular component: cytoplasm; heterotrimeric G-protein complex. Gene Ontology annotation, molecular function: G-protein beta/gamma-subunit complex binding; GTPase activity; GTP binding. Gene Ontology annotation, biological process: detection of light stimulus involved in visual perception; sensory perception of sweet taste; phototransduction, visible light.
ACAUAUCUAGGUAUAUUUAAGGUUCUUACUUUUCAGGAAAAACCAAAUGACCUACUGGUUUCAAAGACUAUUGCUUUUUUUAUUCCUUUGGUACUAAAUCAAUAGACGUCUUUAUAGCAUAGCAGCUGUUGCUUAAUGGUCCCAAAGAGUUAAUGCACUGCCUAAAUUGAACACAUUUCAGUGUCUACCCUGAGCAGGAUCUCAAUUAAUGUUGAUGGAUUGACUUUCUCACAUGCGUAAAAGCUCAAUUUGUACAAUUUAAUCCUAUGAGACUAAAGCAAAUAAUUUAAGAGCACUGUGUGUUGAAUUCUAUGUUUGGCAAUACAACAAUGUUUAUAGAUGUAAGAACUACAUGUAUUUGUUUCCAUUUUUUCAUAAAAAGGUAUUUUCUAGUUAACUGAAAGAGGCUACGAGAGUGUCAAACACUUUGAGACAUAAUCUAAGCAUAGCAAGACUAUAAAUUUGGCUGAUUGAAUAUAAAUAUUCAGAUAGUGACACUGGAGUAAUUACAAAGAAUUUGAAGACUGAAAUAUCUGAAGAUAAGAUGCAAACUUUGUUGAUUAUUAAUAAUAUCUUUACAUCAUGUAAUAAGGAUUGCCUAUGAUAGAUAGAUAGAUAGAUAGAUAUAAGUGGGAAACACUCCAUUUGAACUGCUCAUUCAGAUUUUGACAACUUUCUACACUAUGUAUGGUAUGCUAUUCUUUAAGGAAGAUGAGCAGGUUGGAGGAUGUCCCAGAAGUAUCCAUUUAAUUUGAAAGCAUAAUGAAUUUCCUCUUUACAUGCCAACCAUACAACUCUAUGGUUGAAUAGUUUUACCCUGUGAUCAGGUGACAGCUUGGAAAGCAUCUCCCUAGUCAAAGCAGUGUCUUAGGGAGUGAGGGAAUGCGCUGUUGGUACUUCAGCAGAGCACUGCUCUUGCAUCCUAUGUCCAAACAAGAGCUGUGCUGUACAUUUUAAAAAGUUUGAGCAAAUAAACUGACAAGUAUCUAACACUACAAGAUGGGAAGCAGCAUUAGUUCAGAAAGCAAAGAGUCUGCCAAGAGAUCAAAAGAAUUGGAGAAAAAGCUUCAGGAAGAUGCUGAGCGAGAUGCAAGAACUGUCAAGUUGCUGUUAUUAGGAGCAGGAGAAUCUGGAAAAAGUACCAUUGUGAAACAAAUGAAGAUCAUCCAUAAGAAUGGUUACAGUGAGCAAGAAUGCAUGGAGUUCAAAGCAGUAAUUUACAGUAAUACAUUGCAAUCCAUCUUAGCUAUUGUGAAAGCCAUGGCUACCCUUGGGAUUGAUUAUGCAAAUCCCAGAAGUGCAGAAGACCAACGCCAACUUCAUGUGAUGGCAAAUACCCUGGAAGAUGGUAGAUUGACGCCUGAGUUGGCUGAGGUAAUAAAACGACUGUGGAGAGAUCCAGGAAUUCAGGCCUGCUUUGAAAGGGCAUCUGAAUAUCAACUCAAUGACUCAGCAGCUUACUACCUAAAUGAUUUGGACAGAAUAGCAGCUCCUGGAUAUGUCCCAAAUGAGCAAGAUGUUCUACAUUCUCGAGUGAAAACAACUGGAAUCAUUGAAACCCAGUUCUCAUUUAAAGACUUGCAUUUCAGAAUGUUCGAUGUAGGUGGGCAGAGAUCUGAGAGAAAGAAAUGGAUUCAUUGCUUUGAAGGCGUUACAUGCAUUAUAUUUUGUGCCUCACUCAGUGCUUAUGACAUGGUCCUGGUGGAAGAUGAAGAAGUGAACAGAAUGCAUGAAAGCCUUCACCUGUUCAACAGUAUCUGCAAUCACAAGUACUUUGCAACCACCUCCAUUGUCCUGUUUCUCAAUAAAAAAGAUCUCUUUCAAGAAAAAGUAACCAAGGUGCAUCUUAGUAUCUGCUUUCCAGAAUAUACUGGUCCAAAUACAUUUGAAGAUGCAGGAAACUACAUCAAGAACCAGUUUCUAGACCUGAAUUUAAAAAAAGAAGAUAAGGAAAUUUAUUCCCACAUGACCUGUGCUACAGAUACUCAGAAUGUCAAGUUCGUGUUUGAUGCAGUUACAGACAUAAUAAUCAAAGAGAAUCUAAAAGACUGUGGGCUUUUCUAAUCAAUCCUUUUUAAUUCUACUCUUGCUCAUGUAUACUUUUCAAGAUAUUAAAGGUGCUGUGUGAUGUGUUUAGUUUUAA